Oryzias latipes (Japanese medaka) is the source of this 3570-nucleotide messenger RNA. It is a transcript of the gene gfpt1, whose product is annotated as glutamine--fructose-6-phosphate transaminase 1. Gene Ontology annotation, biological process: fructose 6-phosphate metabolic process; UDP-N-acetylglucosamine metabolic process; protein N-linked glycosylation. Gene Ontology annotation, molecular function: L-glutamine:D-fructose-6-phosphate transaminase (isomerizing) activity; carbohydrate derivative binding. The record is from RefSeq and is a predicted model, not a curated record. Lineage: Eukaryota; Metazoa; Chordata; Actinopteri; Beloniformes; Adrianichthyidae.
GGAGAUUCGUUGUCAAUCAAAGAGGGGUGGGCUUUAGUGAUAGGCGUUCCGAGCAACCCAAGAGCCGAGUAGUUGAUCCUGACAAGCAACCUGAAGACAUGUGUGGAAUCUUUGCCUAUCUCAACUACCACGUGCCAAGGACACGGCGUGAGAUCCUUGAGAUCCUCAUCAAAGGUCUCCAACGUCUGGAAUACAGAGGCUACGACUCUGCUGGUGUGGGAAUUGAUGGAGGAAACAAUAAGGAGUGGGAGUCCAACGCAAAGUCCAUCCACUUGAUCAAACAACGUGGAAAAGUGAAAGCUCUCGAUGAGGAGAUCCACAAAGAGCAGGAUAUUGACCUGGAUGUGGAGUUUGAUGUUCACCUUGGCAUCGCUCACACUCGCUGGGCAACGCACGGUGUGCCGAGCCCAAUGAACAGUCAUCCACAGAGGUCUGACAAGAACAACGAGUUCAUUGUGAUUCACAAUGGAAUCAUCACCAACUAUAAAGACCUAAAGAAAUUCCUGGAGAGCAAAGGCUAUGAGUUUGAGUCAGAGACUGACACGGAGUCUAUUGCCAAGCUGACAAAGUACAUGUAUGACAACCGGGAGAAUGAUGACCUAAGUUUUGCCACAUUGGUUGAACGUGUUAUCCAGCAACUGGAGGGGGCUUUCGCCCUGGUCUUCAAGAGUGUCCAUUACCCCGGGGAGGCCGUUGGAACAAGGAGAGGAGGUCCUUUGCUCAUGGGCGUUCGCAGUGAUCACAAGCUGUCCAGUGAUCACAUCCCUGUGCUGUACCGCUCCUCUGGUAAAGACAAGAAGAGCUGCAAUUCCAUCCCCAGGACAGACCAGGACACCUGCCUGUUCCCUGUAGAUGAGAAGGCGGUGGAGUACUUCUUUGCCUCUGAUGCCAGCGCUGUGAUCGAGCAUACAAACCGCGUGAUCUUCCUUGAGGAUGACGACGUGGCUGCUGUGGUGGAGGGCCGCCUGUCCAUCCACAGAAUAAAGCGCAGCGCAGGAGACUACCCAGCCCGUGCAAUCCAGACCCUGCAGAUGGAGCUGCAGCAGAUCAUGAAGGGCAACUUCAGCGCCUUCAUGCAGAAGGAGAUCUUCGAGCAGCCAGAAUCUGUGGUGAACACCAUGAGAGGGAGAGUCAAUUUUGACGACAACACAGUGAUAUUGGGUGGCCUGAAGGACCACAUCAAAGAAAUCCAGAGGUGUCGCAGGCUCAUCCUCAUUGCCUGUGGAACCAGCUAUCAUGCUGGUGUGGCGACCCGACAGGUUUUGGAGGAGCUCACUGAGCUGCCAGUCAUGGUGGAGCUGGCCAGCGACUUCUUGGACAGGAACACACCCGUCUUCCGAGAUGAUGUCUGCUUUUUUAUCAGCCAGUCAGGGGAGACUGCGGACAGCCUCAUGGCCCUGCGCUACUGUAAGGAGAGGAGUGCUCUGACUGUGGGCAUCACCAACACAGUGGGCAGCUCCAUCUCCAGGGAGACGGACUGUGGGGUCCACAUUAAUGCUGGACCAGAGAUUGGAGUUGCCAGCACCAAGGCUUACACCAGUCAGUUUGUGGCCCUCAUCAUGUUUGCUCUGCUGAUGUGUGACGAUAGGAUUUCCAUGCAGCCCAGACGCCGAGAGAUAAUCCAGGGCCUAAGAGUGCUUCCAGAUCUGAUUAAAGAGGUCCUCAGUUUGGACGAUGAAAUUCAGAAAUUGGCAGCAGAGCUGUAUGAGAACAAGAGUGUACUGAUCAUGGGCAGAGGUUACCAUUAUGCAACAUGCUUGGAAGGAGCUUUGAAAAUCAAAGAAAUCACCUACAUGCACUCUGAGGGAAUCCUGGCAGGAGAGCUGAAGCAUGGUCCUCUGGCUCUGGUGGACAAACUAAUGCCAGUCAUCAUGAUCAUCAUGAGAGACCACACCUACACCAAGUGUCAAAAUGCCCUGCAGCAAGUGGUUGCUCGUCAGGGGCGUCCCAUCGUCAUCUGCGACAAAGACGACCAGGAGACCAUCAGAAAUUCCUGUCGCUCCAUCAAAGUACCUCAAUGCGUAGACUGCCUGCAAGGCAUCCUGAGCGUCAUCCCCCUGCAGCUGUUGUCCUUCCACCUGGCUGUCCUCAGAGGAUACGACGUGGAUUGUCCAAGAAACUUGGCCAAGUCAGUGACUGUGGAGUAAACGGCUGUUACCACCCACCGCAUGUUUAAACACUGAUAUCAAUGGAGCAUCUGGGGACAAGAUGGAUGUUUCCUGUCAUUUCUCUUUUUAGUGCAACCUUUUAGCAAUGCUCUGUUAAAUAAUCUGCAUCUCAUUGUUUUGUUUUUUAAAUUUUCUAGAAGUCUUUAGCGUGAUGAUUUUUGUUGAUAUUUUGUCUUUGGUGGCAGGGACUGGCUGGCAGAUUCAUCCGAUAUUUUUAUUUCUUUUGUAUUCUGUUUGUUCUCCUGCAGCUUACCUUUCUGCUUAAAAACCUAUGAGCAAGCCUUCCAUGUUUAUUUAUGUUAAUUGGUAUUUAUUGGAGCUUUUGUUAAAUUCACUGACUAGGAGACGUGGAAAGCUCACCGGCUCGUCUUUUCUUUGCGUGCAAUAAUAGCUUACUUGGAAUAUUUUGCUUUGGCAGCUAAUCAUUUACUGUAGAAGUAAAAAACAGUCUUGAAUCAUUCCAAAGUUUCUAACCCCGUUUGGAUUUUUUGUUUUCUUGGAUUUCUUUAGAGAAAAUCCGACAUACUUGCAGAGAACCAUCGCUAGAGAACAGGUGUGGAAAGAAGAUUGUUUAAAAGGAUCCAGCGAACAUAAAAAGCCAUUUUCUUUCUGUAGAAACCCACUUCUGCAAAACUGUCUUCAUCUGCAUCUGAUGAGUUUUAGUGUCAUACUCACAUCUUGCCUUUUUUUUUUUCUUUCUUAAAGAGAUUACCUUUUUCUUUUUUUAUUAAGUUUUUUGGUUUAAAGUAAAAUCUCAUGUAAUCCAAAUAAGGAAAACGUUACUGACAUGAAGUUGAAGUUGCACUCGGUUUUUUCAGCUCACCUGCCGCCACAUCUGCCGCCACUGCUGGGACCAUUUGUAGUCUGUUUAGUUCUUGUUUUCCCCCCUUUUUUUUAAAAUGGGUUUUAUUUUAUGUAGACAUGCUUAAAGGUUCUUUUAAAGUGAAUGUUGCUGUCAUUUAAAUUGUCAAACCAAAAAUCUUGGAUGUCUUUAGCAGUUGUAAACUCAGACGUGUUUUUGUAGCCAGACUGUGCUGCUGCUCUUAGUCUUAGACUCAGAUAUGAAGACUAUUUAGGACCCAAAGGGGGACAAAUAUCUGUUGCUCUACCCGUGUCACAAUGGUUUCUUUUUACUAAUGGUAUAUUGUGUGUCUGAAACAAUGAAGUAGCAGCUGUGGAGACACCUUUGCAAUCAAGCCUUAAAAUUAACAUUAAAUUGCUUUUUGAGCUAGCAAAAGGCUUUGGAAACUGAACUAUGAUGUUACAGGUAUGUUUGUUUUUUAGCCCCACCCUCCUUUCCUUUUCCAAUGGAUGUGUUGGCUUAAGCAUUUGGCACCAUUAAAUGAGAAUGUUGGGUUAGUUGAAAUGAUGCAAUAAAUUUUAAAAUACAUCUCAUCUAAAA